Messenger RNA from Miniopterus natalensis, 2827 nucleotides. It is a transcript of the gene LAD1, whose product is annotated as ladinin 1. NCBI's taxonomy places the organism in Eukaryota, Metazoa, Chordata, Mammalia, Chiroptera, Miniopteridae. Gene Ontology annotation, molecular function: structural molecule activity. The record is from RefSeq and is a predicted model, not a curated record.
AUGUCCGGGGGCAGGAAGGACUGGUCGGCGCUGUCCAGCCUGGCCCAGCAGUGGAGCCUGGAAGACCAAGAGGAGCAGCAACGGGAGCGCCGGCGACGCCACCGGAACCUCAGCUCCACUUCCGAGGACGGGUCGCCCGGGCUCGCCCAGAAUGGAGGGCGGCUGGCCUCCCACAGACUGCCGAGUGUGGAAGAAGCAGAGGCCCCCAAGCCGCCGCCCGCCGCAGCCUCCGGAGAGGAGAGCGAGGAUGUGCAGGCCAUCCUCAGGACCAGGAGGGAACGCAGGCAGCGGCGACAGGCCGUGGAGGUCGCGCAGGCCCCCAUCCGGGAGCGGCUGGAGGCGGAGGAGGGACGGGACCGCUCGGGCCCUGGGCCGGCGGAGCAGCAGCCCCUCUCACCCAAGCAGGAGGUGGGGGCGCCGCCUCGCCGCAGACUGAGCCAGGAGCAGCGUGGGCCCUGGGCCCGGGAGGAGGAGAGCUCGGCGGGCAGACAGAAGGGGGUCCCGGAGAAGUCCCCCGUCUCGGAGAAGUCCUCCGUUCCGGAGAAGACGUCAGCGCUGGAGAAGAGGCUGAACUCAGAGGGCACCUCCAUCUCCGAGAGAACAUCGGUGUUGGAGAAGAUGGAAGAGAAAAAAACAGUCCUAGGAAAAACAGGUGUCUCGGAGAAGCCUCCGGCCCCAGGGAGGACGUCAGGUUCGGAAAGGAGACUGGUGUCUGAGAAGGCAUUGAUCUUUGAGAGGUCGCAGGUCUCAGAGACAAAGCUGGUCCCAAAGAGGGCUGCAGCCUCAGAGCAGCCCCAGGCCCGGGAGAAGCCUCAGGCCCAGGAGAAGCCCCAGGCCCAGGAGAAGCCCCAGGCCCGGGAGCAGACUCAGGCCCAGGAGAAGCCUCAGGCCCACAAGAAGCCUCAGGCCCGGGACAAGCCCCAGGCCCGGGAGCAGACUCAGGCCCAGGAGAAGCCUCAGGCCCACGAGAAGCCUCAGGCCCGGGACAAGCCCCAGGCCCGGGAGCAGACUCAGGCCCAGGAGAAGCCUCAGGCCCACGAGAAGCCUCAGGCCCGGGACAAGCCCCAGGCCCGGGAGCAGACUCAGGCCCAGGAGAAGCCUCAGGCCCACGAGAAGCCUCAGGCCCGGGACAAGCCCCAGGCCCGGGAGCAGACUCAGGCCCAGGAGAAGCCUCAGGCCCACGAGAAGCCUCAGGCCCGGGACAAGCCCCAGGCCCGGGAGCAGACUCAGGCCCAGGAGAAGCCUCAGGCCCACGAGAAGCCUCAGGCCCGGGACAAGCCCCAGGCCCGGGAGCAGACUCAGGCCCAGGAGAAGCCUCAGGCCCACGAGAAGCCUCAGGCCCGGGACAAGCCCCAGGCCCGGGAGCAGACUCAGGCCCAGGAGAAGCCUCAGGCCCACGAGAAGCCUCAGGCCCGGGACAAGCCCCAGGCCCGGGAGCAGACUCAGGCCCAGGAGAAGCCUCAGGCCCACGAGAAGCCUCAGGCCCGGGACAAGCCCCAGGCCCGGGAGCAGACUCAGGCCCAGGAGAAGCCUCAGGCCCACGAGAAGCCUCAGGCCCGGGACAAGCCCCAGGCCCGGGAGCAGACUCAGGCCCAGGAGAAGCCUCAGGCCCACGAGAAGCCUCAGGCCCGGGACAAGCCCCAGGCCCGGGAGCAGACUCAGGCCCAGGAGAAGCCUCAGGCCCACGAGAAGCCUCAGGCCCGGGACAAGCCCCAGGCCCGGGAGCAGACUCAGGCCCAGGAGAAGCCUCAGGCCCACGAGAAGCCUCAGGCCCGGGACAAGCCCCAGGCCCGGGAGCAGACUCAGGCCCAGGAGAAGCCUCAGGCCCACGAGAAGCCUCAGGCCCGGGACAAGCCCCAGGCCCGGGAGCAGACUCAGGCCCAGGAGAAGCCUCAGGCCCACGAGAAGCCUCAGGCCCGGGACAAGCCCCAGGCCCGGGAGCAGACUCAGGCCCAGGAGAAGCCUCAGGCCCACGAGAAGCCUCAGGCCCGGGACAAGCCUCAGCCUCAGGCCCAGGAGAAGCCUCAGGAGCAGCCCCACACCCGGGAGAAGCCCCAGGCCCACGAGAAGCCUCAGGCCCCAGAGCACCCCCAGGGCCAGGAGCAGCCAGGGGCUGGGAGAAUCCAGAGAGCAAGGGCCCUCCUUGGGAAGAACCGUACGUCCUCAGCAGAGCCAGCAGCAUGCAGCCCUCCAACUGCGACUUCCCGCCUCCCCCCCAUCACACUCCAGGUGAAGAUUCCCAGCAAGGAGGAGGAAGACACCUUCUCGCCCACCCAGACCACCUACAGCAGCUCCCUCCGCCGCUCCAGCCCCAGGACCAUCUCCUUCCGGAUGAGCCCCAGGAUAAACAACUCGGAAACAACCCUAACCCGCAGUGCCAGCGUGAGGCUCCCAGUCAAGUUAGGCGAGAAGCUGGAGAGAUACCACUCGGCCAUCCAGAGAUCAGAGUCGGUCAGGUCCUCAGGCUCCUCCCGCACCGAGUUCUUCGUGGCGCCCGUGGGCGUGGCCAGCAAGCGCCACCUCUUUGAGAAGGAGCUGGCAGGACAGAGCCGGGCAGACCCCGCCUCCAGCCGGAAGGAGAACUUGAAGCUCUCAGGGGUCGUGACCUCUAGGCUCAACCUGUGGAUCAGCAGGACCCAGGAGCCGGGAGAGCAGGAUCCCCAGGAGGUGCAGAAAGAGUCAACAGCCACCAAGAGAACCCAGUGGGGGAAAAAAGCAGACUUAUCCCUGAAUGCCGAGGUGUGACAGCCCUGCCAGGACAUCCUGCAAGUGUUGUCUUGAGGGCCCUCCCUCUGGCCAGGCGCCACCUCCUGCAGCUGCACCCUCA